AUGGUUUGAUACUGGUACCACCAAAUGCGAGCAGGAUGGGCUAUACACUCAAGUAGAGAACGGGUUAUGUGGGUUAUCCUCAAGAGCCAGAUAGAUAUUCGUUGGAAACCUAAAGAAGACGACCUCAGUUAAUCCCACUUCCGCGAUAAGAUGAUGAAUCAAGAGCUUCUUUCUCUGUCAUGGCGUCCUCUGUAUGUCCCCAUCUCUGUAGCCGUAGGAAAACCCAGCCCUUUUCUUCUCCGGGCAACUACAACAUCACUUGUUCUAACGCCCAAAGAGAAAAGGGACCUCAGGAACCUCAAGAGAGACGAAAAAAGAAGCUAUAAUUGGAGAGAGGAUGUGGAAGAGAAGCUGUUACAGAAGCCCAAGAAGCAGUUUAACUCAUGGAAGGAAGAACUCAACCUUGACAAACUAUCGGAAUUGGGUCCCCAAUGGUGGAUCCUCAAGGUCUCCAGGGCUAGAGGUAAAGAUACCGUUGAGCGGAUGCUGCAGGCCCUCCAUAAGAAUUAUCCUGAUGUCGAGUUCAAGGUAUUUGAUGCAGCUGUGUAUGAGAAAAGUAAGCUGAAGAACGGAAAGAUAUCAGUUAAACCAAAGCCUCUAUAUCCGGGGUGUGUGUUUAUACACUGCAUACUAAAUAGGGAACUCCACAAUUUCAUAAGAGAAGAUUGUGAAGGAGUUGGAGGAUUCGUUGGACGCAUGGUUGGAAAUACAAAACGACAGAUUAACAAACCGAGGCCCGUGUCCAAAGAUGACAUGGAAUCGAUAUUUGAAGAAGUAAAGGAAAAGCAGGAAGCGGCGGAUAGAGCUUUUGAAGAAGAGCAAGCAUCAUCGGUUUCACCUUCUGUUAAAAAAACAUCCGACAAGACAAAGAGUAGAAAACGGACUCUUUUAGGGUCUACUGUGCGAAUCGUGUCUGGAGAUUUUGUGGACUUUUCAGGCACUGUAAAGAAGCUCGAUAAAAAAAGAGGACUGGCGACUGUUGGGUUUACAUUAUUUGGAAAGGAAACUAUAGCAGAUUUAAAUCUUAGCGAGAUUGUACAAGAGCAGAAAUGAUGCGUAUGUAACAUUGGUAGGCAACGAUGAUGAUUGAAGAAACCAUCAGCUCUAGCCCUCGGUGAAUGAAUCUUUUGACAGUCUAAUUUACAUCAAUGGUAUUGUGUUGUUCAAUCAUAAAUAGAUCAUCAGUUAACAUUGUUUUUUAAAAGGCUUACCUUUAAUGUAGAAGGAAAGAAUUAUGAAACCACAGGGACUUGCCGUGUAAUUUGUAGAGUGAUUUAUCAUCGCCUUUUAAUGUUGGUAGAGUGAUUCACAUCAAGAUAAUCCCCAUGAAAUGCGUAUCGAUCUCUACAUACUUGUCGUUUAUUAUAUCAAAUUCUCAUGGGGAUCAUUUAGCUUGUCGUGUGUAAGUGUAACAAAAUGUUUAAGUUAAUUGAGUAUUGGAAUGUAGUAUUCAUGUCUAUGAA
Molecule: messenger RNA, 1463 nt
Organism: Helianthus annuus (common sunflower)
Lineage: Eukaryota; Viridiplantae; Streptophyta; Magnoliopsida; Asterales; Asteraceae
Product: transcription termination/antitermination protein NusG
Exons: 5
Coding region: 151-1053 (300 amino acids)
Biological process (GO): DNA-templated transcription elongation; transcription elongation-coupled chromatin remodeling
Source: RefSeq, a predicted model, not a curated record